Molecule: messenger RNA, 5768 nt
Organism: Zophobas morio
Lineage: Eukaryota; Metazoa; Arthropoda; Insecta; Coleoptera; Tenebrionidae
Exons: 16
Coding region: 101-5653 (1850 amino acids)
Biological process (GO): mitotic cell cycle; microtubule-based movement
Cellular component (GO): microtubule
Molecular function (GO): microtubule motor activity; microtubule binding; ATP binding
Source: RefSeq, a predicted model, not a curated record
CGCUAGUGACAGUUGAACUUCGUUCAAAAGUUUUAAAAUCAUUUUUAAUUAAUAAAUAAUAUAGUGCUGUUAAGAUUAUUGUAGAUUUUAUUUAUUCAUCAUGGAAGCUAAAGGAUCCACAAAUAUCCAAGUAGCUAUCCGAAUGAGACCUCUCAUUAAUACAGAAGAAGUGAAAAAAUUACGUGCACAGUGGGGCUCCCAAAACAAUUUAAUAUAUCAGAUUGAUGAUAAUGGUCUUCGACACCAGCUUGGCGAAGUAUAUAGUUUCGACCAUAUUUUUGGUACUGAUAAAACCAAUUUGGAUAUUUACAAUGAUAUAGUAAAAGACUUUGUGGUGUCAUCUUUAUCUGGUUUAAAUUCCACAAUCUUUGCCUAUGGCCAGACAUCCUCUGGCAAAACAUAUACAAUGCUCGGAGACAAGACCAACAUGGGUAUUAUGACCCUAGCAAUAGAGAACAUAUUUAAAAUGGUAGAAAACAACAAACAACGAAAAUAUUUACUAAGGGUGUCGUACAUGGAAAUAUACAAUGAAAAAAUUAAUGACCUCUUAGACCUGAAUAACAAGGAUGUAAAAAUUCGAGAAUUUUUCCCCUGUACCAUUGGACUCCAAAACAUAAAAGAAGAACUUGUUACGAAUAAAGAACAGAUGUAUGAGUGUCUGAAAACAGGAAACUUAAAUAGACAUAUAAGUGCAACUAAAGCAAAUGACAGAAGUAGUAGAUCACAUACUAUUUUUAAAAUUGUGAUUGAAUCAACAGAAACUGGUGACUCUGGUGGCUGCAUACAAAUUUCUAAUUUAAACUUGGUGGAUCUAGCUGGAUCAGAACGUGUCGCUCAAACCAAAGCAACGGGAAUGCGGCUCAAAGAAGGGGGUCACAUAAACAAAUCAUUAUCAGCAUUAAGUCUUGUGAUAAAGCAGCUAAGCGACGGACAAGAGUUCGUGAAUUUUCGAGAUUCCAAAUUGACGAGGUUGUUACAAGACUCUCUUGGUGGAAAUUCUAAGACAUUAAUCAUUGCCACUAUUACCCUAGCAUCUGUUGAAGACACAAACUCAACUUUGGCAUUUGCACAACGCGCUAAAACUGUAAAAAAUAAACCACGAGUGAACGAAAUUCUAACAGAAACAGAUGUUACUAAGCGAAAUGCUGUUCUAACUGCAGAGCUGCAGAAAAAGUUGAAGGAGCAGAUGAUCAUAAAUCAGAAUUUUCAGAAAACUGAAGAAGAGUAUUUUAAGAAGAUAUCAAAUUUGCAACAACAGGUAAAAAUGUUGGAAGAUUUUCAAGGAGCACAUACUACUGAGGUCAAGACUGUUCCUAAACGGAGACAUACUAUAGGUUUUUCUGCACAAAAAAAAAUCAUUUCCAGGCUUCCACUUGACGAUUUGGAAAAAAGCUGUAAUGAUUCUGCAGAAAUCACUCUUUUUGAAGACUUACUUAAAAGGGACCCUCCAUCCACUGUUUGUAAGCUCAGUACCAUCAGAGAAGAAGAUCCAUUACCAUCAACUAGCUUUUCUACUCCUAGUAAAUUCGCGAUUCCAAGAAAAUUUUCUACUCCAGAAAAUUGUUUAAGAAUGCGACUUUCUUCGCUUGAGGAAGAAUAUCAUGAAUUGGCUUCAUUUACAAGAAAUGAAAACAACAUAUUCAAUGAGACAGCAAAGAAGGCAGAUGCAUUAGAACAACAGCUUGCAGAAGCACAGAAGAAGCUACAAGAUUUUGAAAUCAAAGAACUAGAACUGCAGACCAAAAUAAAAUGCCUAGAGGACCAACUAGGUAAAAAUGAAGAUGUAGACGACCCUCCACUUACAGACAUCAUGGAUGAAUUAAUUCGUUUGCAAGAAAUAUUAAACAAUCCACGAAUUUUCGACGCCUCAGAGUAUCCACCACAAGAAAAUUCGGUUUUGCAAGUAAUAAAAAAAUUCAACAUCAAAGCGAAAACUUCCAAAGACAUAAUUGAAACGGAAAUUCUAAAACAGAUCAACAACUUUGAUAAUAAUUCGCCAGAUCUAAUUAAGUUCCCCAGUGAACUAAAAAGUUUUAACGACCUCCUAAACCAGCUAUCAUUGUUUGAAAGCGACUUGCCGGCAGAUGUAAUUAACUUGAAAAAAGACACCGUGGAAGAUGUUAAAGUGUUAAUCAAAAUCUAUGAGUCGUUUUUGCGAAAAAAUGAAACUAUUAGACAGUAUGCAGAAAAAAUAAAAAAUUUGGAACAAAACAACAAGCGCACUAAUCUAGAGAGUGAAAAAUCUGAACUGGCUGAUUUAUCAGAGACACACAGUAAUUAUGCUUUGUUGAAAGAAGAAUUCGAAGAUAAAAUUAAAGAGAAUGAAAGCUUGCUACAACAACUGGAUCAUUUAAAAAUGUUAAUGGAAACGACGAAGAACGACGCGAACAUGUUAAGUGACCAGUUGAAUGAAAAAAACACCAAAUUGUUAGAAGUUGAAACAAACUACAUUUUACUGGCACAGGAAAAUGAAGAGUUGAAACAAAAAUAUAAUUCUGAAAACACAAGCUUAACAGAUGAGUUAACUAAAUUAAGGAAGGAUGUUCUGGAGAGUAACGACAUUAUAGACAAGAUCAGCAAAAACUGUACAACACUUGAAGGUGAAAAACUAAAGUUGCAACAUCAAAUCGCCAACACUGCUAAAGAAAACGAAGUGGACAAGGGUAAUUUAGAGAUGGAUCAACUGAGAAUACUAAUUAAAACAAUGACAUACGACGCGGACGCGUUAAAUGCGACGUUGAUUGAAAAAAAUAACAAAAUAUUAGAAAUUGAAAAAAACUGCACUUCACUUACACAGGAAAAUGAAGAACUGAAGCAAAAAUGGAACAACACAUGUUCUGAAAACCCAAAUUUAACAGACGAACUAAAUAAGCUAAAGAAGGAUGUCCUAGAGAGCAACAACACUAUUGAACAAGUUAACAAAAAUUAUGCAAUACUUGAAGAAGAAAAAGAGUACAUUUCAAAAGAAAUGGAUAAGUUGAGAAUGUUAAUUAAGACAAUGACGGACGAUACGGAUAUGUUAAAUGCGAAGUUGAGUGAAAAAAAUAACAAAAUAUUAGAAAUUGAAGAAAAUUGCACUUCACUAACGCAGCAAACGGAAGAACUGAAGCAAAAAUUGAACAACGCAUUUUCUGAAAACGCAAACUUAACAGACGAACUAAAUCAGUUAAGAAAGAAUGCUGAAGACAGUGACAACACUUCACUUAUACGUGAAAAUGAAGAACUGAAGCUAGAAUUGAACAACGCAUUGUCUGAAAACGCAAACUUAGCAGAUGAACUAAAUAAGUUAAAAGAGGAAUUUCUGGGUAGUCAGAACACCAUAGACGAGCUUACCAAAAAUUCUAUGUUAAUUGAAAACGCAAAACUGCAGUUAGAACAACAAAUUACCAGUCAUGGCAAAGAAAAAGAAAAUUUUGUAAAAGAAAUAGACAGAAUUAAACUUGUUGUGGAUUCACAAAAUCGAGAACUUCAUAAUUUUACUCUGAGCGUGUUGGAGAAGAAUAAAGUAAUAGCAGACGUGGAAAAUAACCUUACAAAGCUUAAACACGAAAAGGAAAAGCUAGAAAAAGAAAUGUGUGCGAUUUCUGACAACAAUCAAUAUUUGAAACAAGAAAUUCAAAGAAUGAAAAGUGACAACUCUUCAGAUGACCUGAAAAUUAAGAACCACCGCAAUGAAAUUUUGACUGUUAAACUAGAAGAAAAGGACAAAGUUAUACGUGAAAUUGAAACCAAGAACAGCAAGUUGGUGCUUGAUUUAGAAGACUUCAAGCGUAAGUUCGAAAAUACAGUGUCAGAGAAUGAAAACUUAAAAGAAGAAAUACGAAAAGUAACCAGCGACCGGGAAUUCGAUUGUGAAAAAAUAAAAAAUCUGCAAAACAGUGUCAAUACAAUCACUACAGAAAUAGAAAGCAAAAAUUUCACGCUAGUAAAAUUAGAGAACGAGCACACGUCACUAACACAAGAAGUAAAAAAGUUGAUGCAAACUAACAGUGAAAAGGAUAAAGUUAUACGUGAAAUUCGCAACAACAAUAAAAGAAUUUCUUCAGAAAUGCAAAACGUACGAGAGAAGUUGAAGGCAGCUGAUACACAGAAUCAACAUCUGAAAACCGAGAUUGAAAGCCUCAAGAAAAAUGACAAAAUUUUCCUUGAGGCGCAAGAAAAGUGUAGGCAUCUUCAGUUAGAGGCGGAGCUCGCAACUGAAAAAGUCAACGAAAUUUUGGUGAUGAAAGAACAACUAACCAACGAAAUUGAAAAUCUGAAAAAAACAGUUCAAGAGCACCGACAUGUCAUCUCUUCAACUGAACAAAAAUUAAAUCAAAGCGAACAGAGAGUUCAAAAAUAUAAGCAAUUGCUUGAAAUUGCACAUACUGAAAUUAAUGACCUAAAAGUAGUGCUGUCAGAUAAAGAGAAGUUGAAAUGUCAGAUUAGUGACUACCGGUGUCAACUUAAUGUGACUAACAGUAAGUUACACGAAUCCACAAAGGUCAAUCAGGAUCUAACAAUACAACUUAAGCACUUACAAAUGACAGCAAACGGUUGUGAUAAAAGCUAUAAUAAAAACUGUGAAGAGAAAGGAGAACUUUCCGUCUUAGAUUUACGUCGUACGAAAAAAGAGCUCGAGGAUGUGUUGUGCCGCAUUAUUGAGCAGGUCAUUAGUGAACAAAAAACGUUGCUGUUAUAUCGUCAAUCGCAAGAUCGAAGAGACGAUUUUAAAAAUGUUAUUAGAGAUGUAAAGUUGGCUAAUGCAGUAUUAAAGAAUCAAUUUCAAUUAUUACGAAACCAAAAGGAAUAUGAUUUACAUGGAAUAAGUGAUAAUUUAUUAAAAUCGAGGUCUAGCUUUCAACAAUACAUUAAUUUAGAAAAAACUUUCCUUCAAAAACAAAUUGAUGAGUUGAAUUCCACAAAUGAGUCAUAUUUGCAAGAAAUUAUCGCGCUUAAAGACAGUCAAAAAGGUAUCAGUAUGAAAAACUGUUUCCAAUGUACAUUAUUGCAAGCAGAAGUGGCAAAAUUGAGGGAACUACCGGCGACGCAGGAAAAAAUGCUUAGUUCGUUAAAAGACAAAAAUAAAAUAUUAGAAAAGGAAAAUUUUGAGAGGGUACAGCAAGUAGUGGCUUUACAAGUGCAAAUGUUUGAAGAACAGGACAAAAAAGUAGAAAUGGAAUAUACAAGGUGGUUAAAGUUUUACCGAGAAAAUGCUAAAACGCAGCAAAGAGAAAUUGAAACUCUGAAACGUGAACUACAGCAAUAUCAAAAAACCAAAGAAAAUAAAAUAUCUCCAGAAGUUCAGUGUAACAUACAAACCAAAGAAAGUGAAAGAUCUGCAGAAGUUCAGUGUAACAUAUUACAAGAAGAAUCUCAUUUACAAAUAAAGUACAACAUGAUGAAACAGAUUUGCAUUCAACGAAAAGACGAAAUUGCCGCUUUAAAAUCCGAAAUUCUCGUUCUUAAAAAUAACCGGAAUACCGACAUGCAAGAUUCUAGCCCAAACAAGGAGAACGCGGUUGAGAAAACUUCAGUUGGAGUUCAGUGUGAUCUAUUUAGUGGAAAAUACAAUUUAACAAAGAAACUUGCUCAGAUGAGAAGAACAGAAAUUCUAGAAUUACAAGCUGAACUUCAAGCCCUAAAAACUCAAAACAGUGUAACAAAAAGCUGACUGUGUCUUGCUUGACUGGUGUAAUAAAAAUGUUUUGUUUUAUAUUUUUAUUUUAGUGCAAGUUUUAUUUAUACGAAUUUUUUAAAUAAAUUACACCGCAGUGUUGGCGAUUAAA